UCGUUCCAAACUACACUUCCCAUUGUGCCUCUUCGUACUUCCCGCCGCGCUGCAAGCCGGGAGUGCAGGACCUCGAGGCCUCAAGGACCUGGGAGCCGCUUCUUCUUCCGUCCGGGCCUGGUCUGUGCAGAGGAUCUGUUGCCGCGAUGUCGGCUGCGAUUGCAGCUCUGGCCGCUUCUUACGGUUCGGGUUCAGGGUCCGAAUCGGACUCGGACAGUGAGGGCAGUAGGUGUCCGCUGCCAGCCGCCGACUCUCUCAUGCACUUGACUAAGUCGCCUUCUGCCAAGCCCUCUCUGACAGUGGCGGUGGACUCGGCUCCGGAGGUGGCAGUUAAGGAAGAUUUAGAAACUGGAGUUCACCUUGACCCUGCUGUCAAAGAAGUUCAAUAUAAUCCUACCUAUGAGACUAUGUUUGCUCCUGAGUUUGGACCAGAAAAUCCCUUUAGAACACAGCAAAUGGCUGCUCCUAGAAAUAUGCUUUCUGGCUAUGCUGAACCAGCUCAUAUCAAUGAUUUCAUGUUUGAACAGCAAAGAAGAACUUUUGCCACGUAUGGUUAUGCAUUGGACCCUUCAUUGGAUAAUCAUCAAGUGUCUACUAAAUACAUUGGUUCUGUAGAAGAAGCUGAAAAAAAUCAAGGUUUAACUGUAUUUGAAACUGGUCAAAAGAAAACAGAAAAGAGGAAAAAGUUCAAAGAAAACGAUGCAUCUAAUAUUGAUGGUUUCUUGGGACCGUGGGCAAAAUAUGUGGACGAAAAAGAUGUAGCCAAACCUUCAGAAGAAGAACAAAAAGAAUUGGAUGAAAUCACAGCAAAAAGGCAGAAGAAAGGCAAACAGGAAGAAGAGAAACCUGGGGAGGAGAAGACAAUCUUACAUGUUAAAGAAAUGUAUGACUAUCAAGGCAGAUCCUAUCUUCACAUACCUCAGGAUGUUGGUGUCAAUCUACGGUCAACUGUGCCACCUGAAAAGUGUUAUCUUCCCAAAAAACAAAUUCAUGUGUGGUCUGGACAUACAAAGGGUGUCAGUGCAGUCAGAUUGUUUCCCCUCUCUGGUCAUUUAUUGCUGUCUUGUUCCAUGGAUUGUAAAAUUAAGCUCUGGGAGGUUUACGGUGACCGGCGUUGUCUGAGAACAUUUAUUGGUCACAGUAAAGCUGUUAGGGACAUCUGCUUCAAUACUGCAGGAACGCAAUUCCUUAGUGCAGCCUAUGACAGAUAUCUUAAACUCUGGGAUACUGAAACAGGACAGUGUAUAUCAAGAUUUACAAACCGAAAAGUACCCUAUUGUGUCAAAUUCAAUCCUGAUGAAGAUAAACAAAAUCUCUUUGUGGCUGGGAUGUCUGAUAAAAAGAUUGUGCAAUGGGACAUUCGAAGUGGAGAAAUUGUGCAGGAAUAUGAUCGGCAUUUGGGAGCUGUCAACACCAUUGUUUUUGUUGAUGAGAAUAGGAGAUUUGUGAGCACAUCUGAUGAUAAGAGCCUAAGAGUUUGGGAAUGGGAUAUCCCUGUGGAUUUCAAGUAUAUAGCAGAACCCAGUAUGCACUCAAUGCCUGCAGUGACUUUGUCUCCAAAUGGGAAAUGGCUAGCAUGUCAAUCAAUGGACAACCAAAUCUUAAUUUUUGGAGCACAGAACAGAUUCAGAUUAAAUAAGAAAAAAAUUUUUAAGGGACAUAUGGUAGCAGGCUAUGCAUGUCAAGUGGACUUUUCACCAGACAUGAGCUAUGUGAUCUCAGGAGAUGGAAAUGGAAAAUUAAACAUUUGGGACUGGAAGACCACAAAACUCUAUAGCCGCUUUAAAGCUCAUGAUAAAGUGUGUAUAGGUGCAGUGUGGCAUCCUCAUGAAACAUCUAAAGUCAUUACAUGUGGCUGGGAUGGUCUCAUUAAAUUGUGGGAUUAAUGGGAUUAGUCCUGAAACUAUCUAGGAUCAUUUUUGAUCCAAUGUCAUAUUUAACUAUAUUUAAUUAUUAAAUGUGUUGGAUGACAACUUGAUUUAUACAUAAUGUUUUCCUUAUGAAGUUGACCCAUUGUUUAAAAAAAGCUUUAUAAAUUUGCUUCGUUUAAUUUCAUUGGCAACUUUAUUUUGUUGUUUAUAGAUUUUAUUUAUACAAAGAAUGACCGUUGACUAUUCAAUGAGUAGUUGUUGUUGGCAGGCAGUUGGGGUUUGUCCCCAUGGCAUUACUGAAAAGAUCUCUUUGAGGUCAAGAAAGAAUCCCUAGUGGUUUAGGGAUUCUAGGGGAAAUAAUGUAAUUAAUGACUCCAAAAGGUACCAUAUAAUUACCCAUUCAAAAGGGCAGUAAAGACCAGGGAUGAUAUAAUUUAAUAUGUGUUUGAAAGAAGGAUAAAACCACCCACAAUUACUGUUCCCAUUCUUUUUAGUGCGUCAAGUUCUAAUCCUUUGGCUUCAUGGGUUCCACUAUUUUUUAUGACAUAUGUUGCAUAUUUUUAGUUGUAGGUCACUAACCUUCUUUGACUGUAGCAUUCCUCUAAUUUUUAACAGUGUAAAAUAAAAAUCAGCCCAGAAUUCUUUUCUCUACUUUCUAACUGAUCAGUACAGACAGAGCUAUUAUAAGCAAAGAGUUAUAUUAUUUCUGAAGAUAGAACUCAACAGAAUGCACCAAGGCUUUGAAUUUCAUUACUAUUCAUUCUCAGUAAGGACCUGGCUACACUUCCAGAAAUCAGGAUCUCCUAAGGUCAUUGUUUCACCAAUGUUACUACUAAAAUACUCCUUCUAGAAUUUAAGGUAUGAGGGCAUAUUCCAAAAUGUCAGUUUGUAAUUUCUUUGAAGUUAUGUUUUGUCUUUAAAAUUAUUCUGAUUUUACAUACAACCCAACUUUUUAAGAUUGAAAAAUACUAAACUUCUUUCAAAAUCUUUGAAAAAAAAAAUAAUGCUACAAGGUGGCUAGACUUUACCAGUUUGAGAAUAAAAAUUUCAGCUUAUGAAAUCAAGGUAGCCUCUGAAAUAUAGUAGCUAUAGUACUUAAGUUUUUCAAGCCCUUUCUCCUGUUUUAAGUCUAUAUCAGAUUGGUUAUAGCUAUGCAGAGUACUGACUUGAAGAGCAAAAUCAUGUUGAAUGUUGAUAACCUAAGAGCAUUAAGCUCUGAGUCAUGUGCAUGCUCCUUUCCCUUAGAGAGCUUCCAUUUUUAAAUUUAAAAAUAUGACCAGGCUCUGUAGCCACAUACAAAUAAAUUUCAAAGAAGAAAAUAGUAAAAGAGGAUAAAGAUGAAGAAGGUAUAGUUUUUGAUAUACAGGCACACAAAGAGAUAGAAGCACACUGCCUAGAUCCUGCCAUUUUUGUGUCUGCCCAGGAAGGGUGGCAAAUAAGAGGAAAGAAUUCGGACAAGACCUUCCCUUAGUCCCAAUCACUGGUAAAACAAAUGUGAAUUAUUGAAAUGUGAUGGAACAAAAAGAAUUCAUACAUUUAAACUGUAAUUCAGCACCAGUAUUGUAUAUGUUACAAAUCAUAAUUUCUUAAUCUGGAUUUAUUCUAUUGUUUUUUGACUGUUUCUAAACUAAGUAACUGUAUAUAAAAGUUUUCUCUUUUUUGAAAAGAUCCUAUUUUUGAAUAAAACAUUUUUUUGUAGA
Molecule: messenger RNA, 3571 nt
Organism: Marmota monax (woodchuck)
Lineage: Eukaryota; Metazoa; Chordata; Mammalia; Rodentia; Sciuridae
Gene: Cdc40
Product: cell division cycle 40
Exons: 16
Coding region: 147-1886 (579 amino acids)
Biological process (GO): mRNA splicing, via spliceosome
Cellular component (GO): catalytic step 2 spliceosome
Molecular function (GO): protein binding; mRNA binding
Source: RefSeq, a predicted model, not a curated record